Molecule: messenger RNA, 3055 nt
Organism: Piliocolobus tephrosceles (Ugandan red Colobus)
Lineage: Eukaryota; Metazoa; Chordata; Mammalia; Primates; Cercopithecidae
Gene: FDXACB1
Product: ferredoxin-fold anticodon binding domain containing 1
Exons: 5
Coding region: 295-2169 (624 amino acids)
Biological process (GO): rRNA base methylation
Cellular component (GO): cytoplasm
Molecular function (GO): rRNA (uridine-N3-)-methyltransferase activity
Source: RefSeq, a predicted model, not a curated record
GCUUGUGACCUCACGCAGGUGUGAUGAAGUCGCUCAAGGCCAUGCUUGGGCUAAAGGCACUAUGAUCUUCCCGAGGGGCUGAAAGAGCGAGGGGACAGGAAAGUGGGCGUCUUGCUUUUGCAUUCAUAGUUAUUAUCCUCCCAAGGAGUCGGUGCACCCGUUCGUCUACACGACCAGGCGCCAAGGGUGCCUCAUCAACUAGUGACGAGUGAAGAGGGGGCGGGCAGAGAUCCGCGAAGGAAGUGACGUAAAACGAGCGCCACAGAGAACGCGAGCCGGGAGUCCGUGGAGGCCAUGGCCCCUCGGCGCCUCCUGUUGGUUGGGGAGGGGAAUUUCUCCUUCGCCGCCGCUCUGAGCGAAACCCUGGAUCAGAACACUCGUCUUAUCGCCACGUGCCUCCAGCGCCCGGCCGAGUUGACCCGGGAUCCAGUGGCCCGGGAGAAUCUGCGGUACCUGCGCGAGCGAGGUAUUGAUGUACGUUUCGGUGUGGACUGCACCCAGCUGGCAGAUGUCUUUGAACUGCACGACAGAGAAUUUAAUCAAAUUUAUUUCAACUUUCCGCAUUGUGGACGCAAAGCUGGCGUAGCUAAGAACAGGGAACUGCUUGCCAAGUUUUUCCAAAGCUGUGCAGACGUUCUUGCAGAGGAAGGAGAAGUCCAUGUGGCAUUAUGUAGAGGACAAGGUGGAACUCCUGCGGAUAAGCCCCAGAGAGAAUGGCACAACAGUUGGCAAGUGGUUGCCAUGGCAGCCCUGGGGGGACUCAUUUUAAGUGACGUAUAUCCAUUCAGCUGUAAGGCUGUGCCAGGGUACAAGUGCACUGGAUAUAGGAGUCAAGAUAAGUCCUUUCAUGUAGAAGGUGCUUUGAACCAUGUCUUCACCAGGAGCUUACCUUUUGAAGUUUCUCAACCCAGAAUCUUCAGGAUCAAAGUGGGUAACCAGUGGUUUUCCUUUCCAGAACCAGAAGCACUUGUAGGAAAGUUGAACAGGGGUUUCCUGGAAGCACCUUCAUGUCAUCCUAUCAAAACCAUAAAUGAGAAACUCAUUGCUGAAUUAGGCAAAGCUUUCCCUCUAAAAAGGCUGAAGUGUUCCUUCCCUUUGCUGCCACAGGAAGAUGCCAAUGUUCUUCCUUUCUGGAAUUGUGACUUUCUAUCAGCUGCUUUUUGGAUUAGUCUCCAUGAAGAUAACUCAAAUUCUGAGUCCCUGACUGGUGGGACAUCACAAGAUGUGGAAGACUUUCUAGUGUCAUUUUCAGAACUUGGCCUUCCCAAGAAUCCUGGAAGAGACGGUAAAGAAGAAGCUUGUGAAGGAACCUGUGGCCAGGCCAAGGUCUGCCUUAGACCUUCUCUCCUAGUGCAUGUUCAGGAUGUCAUCGAAGUACGAGACUUCCUCUCAGGUUCUCUGCACAUCCUCAGUGGACCUGUCUUUCAGAAGUGCCACAUUCUGCCUUUCACAAUGCCAGCAUUUCAUGAGACUUUAUUUAUCCUUGGGUUUAAUCAAAAUCUGAAGGAUGGCUGUCUUCAAUCACUGCUGGAUCAUCUGAAGGGCAUUCUAGAUAGCCUGCUAACCCAGACAUUGCUGGAGAGCUCUAAGCUGAGCAGUUUAGUUGAAUUUGUCCUUCAAUCAAAUGGAAAGGAUUAUAUGAUUCGUGUGAAGACUCAUAAUUUUAGCCCAGAUUGUACUGAGGAUCUAAUUAUUGGGUCUGUUACCACAUCUGCCACUAGUGUUAUACAUAAAGACCAGUGUUUUGUGUUUGUGUCUAUGAACUUGGACUUACUAGCCAUGCUUGUCUGGUGUAUCUCUGACUGGAGAAUGUUGUGGACGUUUGAUAACCGUUUCCUGAAAAAUUUUGUCCCUGGGAAAAUAGAACCCUUCAAAAGUCAUUCUCUGUAUCCUCCAUGUUAUGUGCAUGAUAUUAGUUUUUGGAUAGAUGAGAAGAAAGGAUUUGAUGAACUAGAGUUUCACACUGUGGCCCGAGCAGUGUCCCAGGACACUGUUAUAUCCAUACAGUUUCUUAGCCAUUUUCAACAUCCAAAGACUCAACAGGUCAGUCUCUGCUAUAGAUUGACCUACCAGACCUGUGACAAGGCCCUCACCCAGCAGCAAGUAGCAUCAAUGCAGUCCCAGUUUAGGAAGGAGAUUCAACAACGCCUAUAUGUUAUACCUCGGUAGUUUAGUAAAUCCUUUUCUGCAGUGUGAUCCUUCAUUGUGGGGGAUGUGGAGGAAAAUAACCAACUUGUAACCAGUAGUCCUUUCUGGAUUCUUUUUUUGUAAAAUCUUUCACUUUGUGACCAUAGCUACUGUUUGUUGAUCUUUUCUUUCUUUUUUUUUUUUUUUUGAGACAGAGUCUUGCUGUGUCGCCUAGGCGGGAGUGCAGUGGCAGUGGCGCGAUCUUGGCUCACUGCAGGCUCCAAUUCCCAGGUUCAUGCCAUUCUCCUGCCUCAGCCUCCUGAGUAGCUGGGACUAUAGGCGUCCCCCACCACGCUGGCUAAUUUUUUUUUUUUUUUUUUGUAUUUUUAGUAGAGAAGGAGUUUCACCAUGCUAGCCAGGAUGGUCAGGAUGGUCUUGAUCUCCUGGCCUCGUGAUCCACCCGCCUCGGCCUCCCAAAGUGCUGGGAUUAUAGGCGUGAGCCACCGUGCCUGGCCUACUGUUGGUUGAUCUUAAAAGAUACCGUGACUCUAUCACUGAAACUUAUAGAUUAUAAUGUGAUUGGUGACAUUUGGAGUUGUGUAAUAUUUUGGUCCUGAGAAAUGACUAAAACAAUAAACAAAACAGCAUGUUGUACUUUAGAUGCUCUAUUGCUGAAGAGGCAGUAGAACUUAGGUGUCUCAUCAAAUAUAAAGAUGUUUUCCACACUGUCAAUUACUCUUCCCUUAAUUUGUUGUAUCAUUUCAUUAAAUCACCUUAUGAGAGUAGUUUUUGGAGUCAGACUAACAUUUAUUAGCUUGGUAAGUUGCAAAUAUUCCACAUUAGUUUUGGUAUUAUUAUUAUCAUCAUCAACAUUUUAAUUCUGUGGUUGAAAGUCAUGGAACUAAUAAAGUGUUAGAUUUAGGGUUAA